Homarus americanus (American lobster) is the source of this 449-nucleotide messenger RNA. RefSeq lists its product as uncharacterized. The record is from RefSeq and is a predicted model, not a curated record. NCBI's taxonomy places the organism in Eukaryota, Metazoa, Arthropoda, Malacostraca, Decapoda, Nephropidae.
CAGUAGAACAGGUACUCGGGUACACUGCACACUUAGCUGGCUAGUGUCGUUCACAGCAGACGCUCGCCCACUGUCAGUUCGUGUCACAUCAUCCUCAAGUGCACUUCACCCUUCAUACCUGCCGUCAAAGCUUGUGAUAACCGUCGGUGUGCAGACAUACCUGGUUACCAUGGCUGCCAGACUUGUUGCUACACUGGUUAUGGUGGCGUUGGCGGCUGCUGUGCUGCCUGGGAACAACACCGUCACGUCUCUCCUACCUUCCUCUUGGGUCGCCAGGUUUUUCUUCAAUGACUUCCUGCUGGCGCCGCUGACAGUAGUGAGAAUCCUGAACGACGUGUGUGUGGCGAGCAGCGGUCGUGUGGGCACCUGCAUGUCUAAGAACGAGUGUGUCAGAAAGAGAGGAACAGGCACCGGUACAUGUGCUCGGGGCUUCGGCGUGUGUUGUGUCA